UUUAUUGUGGGCGGGUAUAAGAACUGUUCCAGGCGCGCGGGAUAUAAGCUGCCAUUUUUUGUUUUCUACCUUUUGAAUCACUUGUGCUUUUCGUGAGACGGUAGUGGGCUGCUAAUCAUGCCUGAGGAAACCGCAACACUUUCGACUGGGACGGAGAAAACAGAGGAUACAGCCACUGCUCCUUCAACUUCUGCAGACAAGGCCGAUGGAAUGGAUAUAGACACUGAAGCAAAGAGACUGAUGGGUGCUGGCCAAAGACAUCUUGUCAUGAAGGAUGUACGUUCUUCUGUGACUUCAUUUCAGGAAGCCAGCAGCCUUCUUGCAAAGAAGUAUGGCGAGACUGCAGAUGAAUGUGCUGAAGCCUUCUAUUCAUAUGGAACUAGUCUUCUUGAACUGGCACGAAUGGAGAAUGGUGUUCUGGGGAAUGCGUUGGAAGGAAUGCCCGAGGAUGAAGAAGAGGGAGAAAAAGAGGAAGAUGCCAAUAUUCCGAGUGCAGAUAAUCUAGAUGAGAAAGAAAGGGAGCAGUUGAGGGAUCAGGUUUAUGAUGCAAUGGCUGAAGAAGAGAGAGCCCCAAAAGAAACAUCUGAGUCUGAAGCAUUGGGGAAGCCCAAAGACGAAUCAAAGCCUAUGGACACUGAUGAGCAAAACAAGCCUGUAGAAGAUAAAAUGAAGAAUGGCAAUAUGGAAACAGGAAAAGUAACAGAUGGCUUGAAAUUGGAAAGUGUAAAUCGGGAUGUUUCAAUGGAUGAGUCUGAGAAAGGUGAAGUGCCUGAGAGCAAAAAUGCACCAACUCCUGGAGAGCAUACAGAACAGAAAGAGAAGAGUGAGCCCAAAGAGUCUAAAGCUCCAGAAAAAAAGGAUACUAAGGACACUGCAAAUCAGUCCCCAGACUCCACAGAAGUAGCUGAAGAGAGAGCCCAUACUGACACAGCCGAGAAGAUGGAUUCUGAAGCUUCAGCAAAAACUGAAGAAGGUGCAAGCAUAACACCUACUGGAAAUGAAGCAAGCAAAUCUGAAGAUCCGGAAAAGAUGAAGGGCGAAGAAGAGGAAGGGGAGGACUCUGAAGAAAGUGAAGAAAAUGAAAGCACUGAAGAGAAGGAAACUGAAGACGAGGAUGUUGGAAAUCUACAGCUAGCUUGGGAAAUGCUGGACCUGUCUAAAAUGAUAUUCAAAAGGCAGAAAUCAAGAGAAGCUCAGCUUAAGGCUGCUCAAGCACAUCUAAAACUAGGAGAAGUUAGCACUGAGUCAGAGAACUAUGCUCAGGCUGUUGAAGACUUCUUAGCCUGUCUCGAUAUACAGAAGGAGCACUUGGAAGAACAUGAUCGUCUUCUUGCAGAGACUCAUUAUCAUCUAGGCUUGGCUUAUCAGUACAGCAGUAAACAUGAAGAAGCAAUUUCUCACUUUACGCAGUCUGUGGGAGUGAUUGAAAAAAGAAUGGAUGUGCUCACAAAACAAUUGGAAGCAUUACUAGAUGAGACCGCUGAAGAAGUCAAGAAGGAAAUGGAUGAAUUGAAAGAUUUGCUUCCUGAUAUCAAAGAGAAAAUAGAAGAUUCAAAAGAAGCUCAGAAAAACGCAACCGUUGCCAAGAUAGCACUUAAAGAGACUUUGGUUGGAGGAUCUUCUGGCUUCUCCCAAGAAAAUGUAAGUACUUCAUCUUCUACUGCUGUAGAGAAAAGUGGUGACAGUACUGUACCAGUCACAAAUUGUGUAUCAGACAUUUCUCACCUUAUCCGAAAAAAGAGGAAACCUGGAGAGGAGAGUCCCCUUAAAGACAAAGAUGCAAAGAAACCUAAGCAGGAACCAGUUGCAAAUGGAGCAGGGAAUGGAGAUGCAGUAGUACCAACAAAUGAAGAGGUAGAGAAGGCUGAAGAGGUUUCCAUGGAGACUGCUACUGUAGAAUCUACUGCAUGACUCUCGGAAACAUAACACUUUUUGUAUAUAAAUGUGUGUGGGGUGGGUUGUUCUCCCCACUUUGUUGGGAUUGUCUUUUUGUAAAACUAAUAAAGAUUAAAGCUGAAUUUAAA
Molecule: messenger RNA, 2024 nt
Organism: Xenopus laevis (African clawed frog)
Lineage: Eukaryota; Metazoa; Chordata; Amphibia; Anura; Pipidae
Gene: nasp.L
Product: nuclear autoantigenic sperm protein (histone-binding) L homeolog
Exons: 15
Coding region: 118-1911 (597 amino acids)
Biological process (GO): CENP-A containing chromatin assembly; DNA replication-dependent chromatin assembly
Cellular component (GO): nucleoplasm; nucleus
Molecular function (GO): histone binding
Source: RefSeq, a predicted model, not a curated record